Messenger RNA from Mucor mucedo, 600 nucleotides. RefSeq lists its product as uncharacterized. Bases 1 to 600 code for a protein of 199 amino acids. The transcript has 2 exons. The record is from RefSeq and is a predicted model, not a curated record. NCBI's taxonomy places the organism in Eukaryota, Fungi, Mucoromycota, Mucoromycetes, Mucorales, Mucoraceae.
AUGGUAAAUGAUGGUGUUCCUAGUUUUAUGAUAGAGCACAUUGACCGUGUUAUUGACGUUGAAAAGGAUGGAUACUGUGGGUUUCGUGUAAUAGCAAUCGCUUUAGGAAGAAAUGAAGACGACUGCUAUGACAUCAGAAAAGUGCUUCUGAUGCAUCUUGAGAAGAAAAAAGCCUUUUUUUUUGAAGUAUACCUUCGCUGGUCUUUUAUUCCCGACUGUCCACAAAACAAAAACAAGGCAAUUUCACUUGUGUUGCUGGGUGAGCAUUACCUGAGCCUAAAUUUGAAGCCUGAUUGUCCUUUACCCAAGUUAAAUGAAAACGAUCGUAAUCGGGAUCGUAUCAACCAGGGUUUCCCAACAAAAUGCUACCUGGUACAACUUUUCCAAGACGGAAUAAAGAAAUUCGAAGAUUUAAAAACUAUAGUAGAUGGACAAAUUGAAAAGACAACAGAAUAUGUAGACCUGAUAGACAGCGAAGAAGUAGAUAUCAAUCACCAAAAAUCCGCGUAUAAAAGCGAUGUAAAAAAAACCACUCAAAAACAAGAGAUAACCCAAAAACAAGAAAAAACCCAAAUAACCAAAAUAACGCAAAAAAAAUAA